This is a messenger RNA of Mizuhopecten yessoensis (Yesso scallop), 2123 nucleotides long. Its product is annotated as bifunctional purine biosynthesis protein PURH-like. The transcript has 18 exons. The coding region runs from base 75 to 1856 and encodes 593 amino acids. Gene Ontology annotation, molecular function: phosphoribosylaminoimidazolecarboxamide formyltransferase activity; IMP cyclohydrolase activity. Gene Ontology annotation, cellular component: cytosol. The record is from RefSeq and is a predicted model, not a curated record. Lineage: Eukaryota; Metazoa; Mollusca; Bivalvia; Pectinida; Pectinidae. Gene Ontology annotation, biological process: 'de novo' IMP biosynthetic process.
CGAGGUUAUCGAGUUCAGUUUCACUUCGGCUGACUAUCCGCUUAACACGUGCUGCCAGACGCACUGAAACAACCAUGGCUUCUGGAGAACUUGCAUUAAUAAGUGUUUCGGACAAGACAGGCUUGAUUCCAUUUGCCAAAGAGUUAGUUGCCCUUGGAUUGAAGCUAGCUGCAUCAGGUGGCACUGCAAAGGCAAUAAAGGAUGCUGGUAUACCUGUUAGCUGUGUAUCCGAUAUCACCGGAGCAGCAGAGAUGUUGGGAGGACGCGUCAAAACACUCCACCCUGCAGUCCAUGGAGGUAUUCUGGCACGUCUGACAGAAUCGGACCAGGCUGACAUGAAGAAGGCGGGAUAUACAAUGAUACGUCUGGUAGCAUGUAACUUGUAUCCGUUUGUAAAGACUGUAGCUGACCCCAGUGUACUGCCUGAGAAUGCUGUGGAACAAAUAGACAUAGGGGGAGUGACCCUACUGCGUGCAGCUGCCAAGAACCAUGCCCGUGUGACAGUGGUGUGUGACCCAGCCGACUACAGCCGCGUUUUGGAAGAAAUGAAGAAUAAUUCCACCAUUGAUACCAGAGAGGCUACCAGGCAACGACUGGCAGUGAAGGCAUUUAAUCACACAGCAGAGUAUGAUGCUGCCAUUUCUGACUAUUUCCGCCGUCAGUACAGUGCUGGAGUAUCACAGCUAUCUCUCCGAUAUGGAAUGAACCCACAUCAGAAACCUGCUCAGAUAUCAACUACCCUGCCCAACCUCCCCAUUAAAGUUCUAAAUGGCUCACCUGGAUUCAUCAACUUAUUGGACGCUCUCAAUGGUUGGCAACUGGUGCGAGAAAUCAGUCAAGCAUGCAACAAGCCUGCUGCAACCUCCUUCAAGCAUGUCAGUCCUGCAGGUGCCGCCAUUGGAGGGCAGGGUAUGAGUGAGGCUGACCGCAAGGUGUGCAUGGUAGAUGAUUUAGAGGAGUUGUCUCCCUUGGCUGAGGCGUAUGCCAGAGCUAGAGGAGCAGACAGGAUGUCAUCUUUUGGAGACUUCAUUUCCUUGUCGGACACAUGUGAUGUUUCCACAGCAAAGAUCAUCUCGCGAGAGGUAUCUGACGGCAUCAUUGCACCGGGCUAUGACAAUGAAGCUUUGGAAAUCCUUCAGAAGAAGAAAGGGGGAAACUAUUGUGUUCUACAGGUUGACCCAACCUAUGAUCCUCCAGCCACCGAGACACGGACAGUGUUUGGACUACAGAUGCAGCAGAAACCUAAUGAUGCUGUCAUCAAUCCAGAAAUGAUGACCAAUGUUGUCACCAAGAAAACAGAGCUAGGACAAGAUGUAUUAGAGGACCUGAUUGUGGCCAGUAUUACCCUUAAAUACACACAGUCUAACUCUGUGUGCUAUGCCAAAGGCGGUCAGGUGAUCGGGAUAGGGGCAGGACAACAGUCACGUAUCCACUGUACACGCCUGGCCGGGGACAAGGCCAACAACUGGUGGCUGAGGCAACACCCCAAAGUCAUGGAAAUGAAAUUCAAGAAAGGUGUGAAGAGAGCAGAGAGAAACAAUGGUAUCGACCAGUUUGUGCUCGGGACAGUAGGAUCGGACAUGGAGUUGGAGACGUGGAAGAACUUGUUUGAGGAUAAACCACCUACUUUUCUGUCACAGGAGGAAAGGAAGGAAUGGAUUUCCCAGUUGAGGGGGGUUUCCCUCAGCUCAGAUGCAUUCUUCCCCUUCAGAGACAACAUUGACCGGGCAGCACAGAGUGGUGUGGAGUACAUUGUAUCCCCAGCAGGAUCCACAAAUGACGGGGGUGUUAUCGAGGCAUGUAACAAACACAAAAUGGUCAUGGUUCAUACCAACACGCGGCUCUUCCAUCAUUAGGGGCACAUCCCUUCAUACAGCAUAGAUGUCAAAACAAGACUGUUCCUCAUAACAAUGACACCUGCGACCAACUCGCAAAAAAGACAUUUCAGUCAUAUAAAGGCAAUGCUGACCAAAGCAUAUAUAUUGCGUGCUGUCUAAUCAUUCCACAUUGUCAACGAUCAGAAUACAUUUGUUCCAUGUCAAAUAAUGUCUCAAAACUUGCCAGAUCUCAAAUGACAACAUUGUUAUAUUAACUUGACAAAUAAAUCGUUUUUGGAAAAGAAA